Messenger RNA from Hemibagrus wyckioides, 6879 nucleotides. RefSeq names its product solute carrier family 30 member 1a (gene slc30a1a). Gene Ontology annotation, biological process: detoxification of zinc ion; zinc ion transmembrane transport; intracellular zinc ion homeostasis. Bases 315 to 1772 code for a protein of 485 amino acids. The record is from RefSeq and is a predicted model, not a curated record. Gene Ontology annotation, cellular component: membrane; endoplasmic reticulum; Golgi apparatus. Gene Ontology annotation, molecular function: zinc ion transmembrane transporter activity; calcium channel inhibitor activity. The transcript has 2 exons. Lineage: Eukaryota; Metazoa; Chordata; Actinopteri; Siluriformes; Bagridae.
AAUCUGCCUUGUUCCGUGUGGAAACUUUGCCGGUCCGGGUGCAAAGUUUGAACUCCGUCUGCAAAACACCGCUCGGUUCUUCUUUCCUCCUCUGUCACGAUUCGGUUGAAAAAGGCACGAGGCGUCGCGAGUGAGGUUUAUUACGUGAAUUAUGUCCAGAUUAGCUCAGGAGUAGGUCGUAACUGAAGGCGAAAUCUCGUAUGAAUGUAUUGACUGGGCUAGCCAGUGCCGGUUAGCAUUGUUUUGUUUGUAUGUAGUGUUAGCUGUGUGUGUGUUUCUUCUAGCUAAGGAGCUCUCUCCCGAGGAGGAAAAUCAUGGCUUGUGAACCAAACCGCGCCCGUUUGCUGUGCAUGCUGUUGUUAACGUUCGGUUUUUUCGUGGUCGAGGUGGUGGUGAGCCGGCUCACGUCGUCGCUCGCGAUGCUCUCGGACUCUUUCCACAUGUUGUCGGACGUGAUGGCGCUGAUCGUGGCGCUGGUGGCGGUGCGUUUCGCCGAGCGCACCCAGUCCACCAACAAGAACACGUUCGGCUGGAUCCGCGCUGAGGUGAUGGGCGCCCUCGUCAACGCCGUGUUCCUCACCGCGCUCUGCUUCACCAUUGUGCUCGAGGCCAUCGAGCGCUUCACCGAGCCGCACGAGAUCGAGAACCCACUCGUGGUGAUCGCGGUCGGGGCCGCGGGGCUCGUGGUCAACCUGCUAGGGCUGUGUCUCUUCCACGGACACGCUCACUCACACAGCCACGGCAAGCCCAAGCACCCCAGGACGAACAUGAGCAAGAGCGAGCUGUCCGCUGACUGCGGAUCCGCCGGAGAGGAGACCAACAACCUGGUCGGUGGUCACGGGAGCCCGAACGGCGUGAACACGGACAGUAGAGGACCAGCUGAACUCUCAGCUGUGCAGCUGAACGGCGAGCUGGAGCAUGAGCACGAGCAUGACCUUGAGCACGAGCAUGAUGCGUCCUCGUCGUCCCAACUGAACAUGCGUGGUGUUUUCCUUCAUGUUCUGGGUGACGCACUUGGCUCCGUCAUUGUCGUGGUCAACGCCAUCAUCUUCACUUUUGUGUGGCAACCGUGUGAGCCGGGAACUACCUGCAACAACACGUGCACUGCCAACACACACUGCAGUGAUGACAACCCUCAACUUAACCACACACAACAGAACACCACAAGCACCCCUGUCUCUAUAGCGGGGCCCUGCUGGGUGCUCUACCUGGACCCGACUCUGUGCCUCAUCAUGGUCUGCAUUCUUCUGUACACGACAUACCCUCUCCUGAAGGAGUCCGCUCUCAUCCUGCUGCAGACUGUACCCAAGCAGAUCGAUGUCAGCCUUCUAAGCGCUCGCCUGCGCCAACUUGACGGUGUUCUAGCUGUGCAUGAGCUUCACAUCUGGCAGCUUGCCGGAAGUCGCAUCAUUGCCACGGCACACAUCAAAUGUCGAGACCCUGCUUCCUACAUGAGUGUGGCAAAGCGACUCAAGGCCUUCUUCCAUGACGAGGGCAUCCACGCCACCACCAUCCAGCCUGAGUUUGUCAUGGUGAGCUCUGAGUCGCACGCCUCGCUCUGUGAGCUUUCCUGUCGCACACAGUGUGCCGCUAAACUCUGCUGUCAAAAUGCCAAAGCCCCUGACAACAAAAGCGAAAAUGUGGAGAGUGGGAGCGAAGCUGAACCCCCCAUCUCCACCACUCUGGAUGUCAUCAGUGAGUCUCUGGAAAGCGAACCUAAAGUCCAAGUGGCUUCAAGGGACGUCAACAGAGAGUUGGAGUCCUCUUUAUAAGGAAGAACGAGUACAAGGAAUUCAUUAAUAAAGACACCAGAAAUUCUAAAUAUAUCCAAAAGGACCUGCACACUUGAUGAAUUAGAAAAUCAGAGCCAUUUGAGACAAAGAGGGACGCACCUAAUAUUGAGCAUCAGUAUCGAAACGCUGGAUCACAUUGGACACGUCAUCUGAACCCUUGCUGUAUUUUAUUCCAUCAACUUAGACUGAUCUUGCAUGUAAACAGGACAUAAUUCAUUUUUGUACACACCUCCUGAAAGAAGCUGGCCGAGGUACAGCUAGCUCGCUGUGAAGACGCGGUUCACUCUGCAGCUGAGUGAAACCACAAGCAAUGGUUGUUCUUUCUUUCCUAACUUACCAUUAUCUGAAAGGGAAUAAUGGCAAAAGGGGCGUGUACCUCCCCACACACACACACACACACACACACACACACACACACACACACACCCUUCUGUGGUUGAUGAAAACAUGGUAGUUACAUUGAGAAAAUGGCUGGUUCAAAUGGAACUUGUGGAUUUGUGCUUGAUUGGCAAAAGGUGUGACAACACUGGUGCUAGGAGAAGGAGCAUCGGCUUUAUAUUAUAAUUUAUUCAUUUAUUCAUACGUUCUUCUUCAGCAACCGCUGGUCAGGGCCUAAAAUGGUAUUGGUGCGUCCAUAGAGACAGAUGAGACAAGAGAGCUGUCUCUCGCUUUAACCAUGGAGUGAAUCCGCUGGAAAAAGAUUCACAAGAAAAAUCUCCUGAUUGCUGUUCUGACAAGUGAAACAAAUCUGCUCUGUGGUCCAAACACUUUCUACAUGAUCCUUACACGUACAAACACACACACACACACACACUCUGAACCUUGAGCCGUCACUGCCUGAUGGCUGGCUGACCUCUGAUCAGGCCUGCUGCUGCAUGUGUGCGUUGCAAGCGCCGUGUUUUGUGAAGCAUCGUCUAUGUCUAAGCAUGUAUGUGCGUGUGUCUAUGCAAAAAGCUUUUCGCGUUUGAGAACCUGCUGUGUCGUCAUUAUCUUGUGGAUCUAGUGCAACACACGCAUGCAAAAAUCCAGCUGCUGGCUCAAGUUUAAGGACUUUUCUUUUAUAUAAUGAUAAAUACAUAUUCUUUUUCCCUUCUGGAUACAUCCAUAAGCAAUUUAUUUCAUAAACAAAUAAUAAUUUAUGUGUUUAAUUUAUUAGAAAUAAUUUUGUUUUCCUUUCCAGAGACUUUUAUAAUAUUUAGAUUUUGGUAAUGCAUUUAAAAAAAAAAAAGUGUGGACCUCUUUUUAAAAAACUAUGCUGUAAGGUAGAAUAUUUUUACUAGUAUUUUAAACUGUGCUGCUGAGACUUGUUAUAUUUCGGAAUACCGUUUCGGCAAGCCUUUAAUGCUGAAAUGCAUUUUGCAAUCUUUUUGUUUCCUCAUUUAUGGGAAAUGCUGAUGCUUCCCGAGUCGUGGUGUUCUUAUCACAUGAGCAUGACUCACAAGAAUGUGCUGAAGCAUUAAACGCCAUGUUGAACAAUUCUGGAGGGUUCGGUACAAUGCUGAAGGGACGUUUGGCUCGGGUUUCUUACACGAUUGUACCUACAAUUCUUGCACGACCAAACUUCACUAGCUUAGUGGUAACAGAAUGACUGCAUUUUGAAAACUGGUUUUAAAGCGCCCUCACUGACUUCCCCUUGAUUGAAUCCAUGCCUCCAUCUUAAGAAAGUCUGCAUCACUGGAGUAGAUAUGAUCCAGUCUGAUCACUUUUUGUGUAAUCUGAUUCUGCUGAUGAAUUUCAACAAGCGCAAUAAAAUGCUUAAUAUUAUAAAACCGAACAGGUUUUAUUACUUUGGCCUUACCAUCUGUACAAGACAGCCAAUUAGCAUGUUAGCAAGUGGAAGUGAGAAAUCAACAAGUACAUCGCUUCAGCAACAAACUCACAAAAUAACCCAAAGGUCUCUCCUUUUCUCUGCUGAAGAAAGAUGGUUUUGCAAAAAUGCUAGUCCUUUCCUGGACCUGUUUGUGCUCUAAUGAAGGCUGACCAUGCUUCUACUCUACACCUAUACAAGUUACCAUCUUUUUUUAAACUGCCAUCAGGCUCUGGGGGUGAUGGUAAGACGAUCACAUUGUCUUAAAUUUACCGGAAAGUGGCUCUACAUCUAAGUGUAUGUCUUGGCUGAAAUGGAGGCUAGGUUGACUAUUCGUACGUGUUCAAAUGCAGCAUUAUGUCCAUUUCAAUAGAAAAUGCUAUCUGAUUCUGUUAUUCCAAACAGGACCACAUGGACUGCUGACAAAAACCAUUAUUAAUUCAUAUCCAAGCGUCGUACAUUGGAUCUCUUUCACUCUGUAAUCUCUAAAAUGAUAACCAGGCAUCAGUGUAAACCAGUUUGGAGAGGAUGAACAGCUGAUGUGUAUUAUGAUUAUGAAAACACCCACACUAUGAUAGCUUUGAUAAAAUGGCAUUACAUAAAGAAUAAAACAUGACAGGGUGUGGCGUUAUAGGGGAAAACAAAACAUUAACUGAGUUACUUUUAACACUCUGAAAUGGGUUAUUUAACUAGAAUAGCAUGCCACAGUGUAAGUUAUUCCUCUUGUGCCACAAAAAUCUGCUGACAAAUACAUUAUUUCAUUUAUUAAUGUAUGCCACAUUGUGCUAUUUAACUGUAAUCACUCUGUCACGAAGAUGUUCCGAUGGCAGAAAUCAUACUGACUGUUACAAAGUGCUGACACUGGAGACUCCUUCCAUAAAUAUUAUGGAAAUCAUAACCAUAUCAACAUUUUCAUUUGUUAAAUAACAAUGCUAUUUAAUGCUAUCUUUUUUGUGGAGCGUGUUAAUACUACUGUCUCUACAGAAAUUUGCUAAAAAUGACUGAAUUAAUGUAAACCUAUUAGAAAAAAAAUGUAACUUGUGUCAGCUCUGCUGUUAUCUGACAUUCUGACCAAUCAGAUUAGAGAAUUGAACAUUCAAAAAUACCGGAAUUGCACCAUUCAAGUGGAGACACACUUUAGUCCAUCAGCAGGACUGUUAGAAUCAGACUGUGAGGUUUACUUGAUUAUAUAAUAUUAGACUCGUGUAUGAAGCACUGGAUGUAAAUGGAUGUAAGCCUUGUACCUGUGUUGUGUGUCCUCUUAUGGCCACUCCUCAGAACACACUCCUCAACUUGUGCAGUUAGUGCACAGCCUUGUGAUGAUGGCAAAGUCAGGGGAAAGUCAACAAGGGCGCAUUGAGAACUAGAAGGUAUGCAGUAUAAGAUUUCUUUUAAUUCCAGUAAUGCCGAGCUCUGUAUACAGAGCAGUAAAGCAUCUCCACCAUCACAUAAUUCCAAGCUUGAUGAUUGGCCACAAUAAUUCAUAUCUCAUGUCACUUAUUUCCAUCUCAUCUGUUUAAGUAUGCAAACCAGAGGUUGUCCUCAUGCUGUAAUGCUUGAGCUGGUCUUAAGCAGUACCAAGUCUCUUGUUGAUGUCCUGCCACAUAAUAUAAAUUAAUGGAACAUUUUGGUCAGAAAUCAAAGGUAUACAUUUAUUUCCAGUUUAGCAUCAUGCAACACUGCAUGUAUUACAGUGCACCCGUUCCCUUAUUUACAUGAAAUGCUUUGUUAGUUGGUUAGUAUCUCAAACAGAAUUGUUUAUAUGUUUUCUGAGUCAAUUUACUCAGAGAAUGAGAAUUUAAUCACAUGCAUCUGAAAUUUGAUAGCUGUGUGUGUUAAUAUACAGGUGAGCUCAUUAUGUUUAAACUCCCAGCUUUUAGUGUUGCUCACUAUAAUUGUAUUCGAAUAAGAUGGUUACUCGAAAGUAUUCCCCCCCCCCAAAUCCUGCUUAUUAUUAUGUGGUAAUUUCAACAUUCAUGGAGCAUGUGCUGCUCAUUUUUGGAAAUGUAGUAGACAUUUAUCUUGGUCCACCAGAAGUAGUUUAAGUGAUCAUUACUUUGUUCAUUUUUGUGUGAAACCUUUCUAUGCUGCAGAUAUAAUAAUGAUAUUCAUGACGCACGAAACAACCAAAUGUAAAUGAAGUCCCUUAUCAUUUUUUGUUCAAGAUGAUGUCAAGAAGGCAAAAUAAUUUCUUCUGCAGCACAUAGUUUAUCACUUGUAUAUGAGGUAUGGCUAAAAAAAAAGCUUCACUUCUUUUUAUUCAUUUGGAUGUAUUCUCUUUUUUUUAAUGCCAUUCAAUCUGAUUUUGUGAUGUUUUGACGUGGAUGUGAGCUGAUUUAGACGUGCACUAUGCACAAUGCUAAACUGGAGGUUAUACCUUUCCCUUGUUAGCUACAUCAGUACAAAACAACUGAAGAAAACUUCAAACAUUAUCUUGUUUCGCUCUAAAUUUGUUUAAUUGCAAAAUUGUUCAAUUGUGUGCAGUUUUUUUGGCCAUAUUGCUGAAUUUGAACUUUAAGGGUUUGUUUACUAACACUCAAUAUUAGUAUAUUAUUAUUAUUAUUAUUAUUAUUAUUAUUAUUAUUAUUAUUAUUAUUAUUAUUAUUAUUAUUAUUAUUAAAGCUGUGGUUUAAUCAGUUCCACAACAUAUUGUGAUAUUUAUCAAGCACAAUAACUCAAAUGCUGUAUUUGGGAGGAGGUGUGUGUGUGUGUGUGUGUGUCUGAUGAAUAAGUUAGAACUGCCUUAUCUAAGAAGGGCACAUGAUCUUUUAGAUGUGUCGAAAAUGAAGACACCUUUAAGACCGUUGUCCUUAUAGGUCCGACCAAGUUCGUGUCAGAGAUGGUGCCAAAACAUGCUGCCUGUCCUGCCUGCCUCCUAAGGGCUAGUGAAGCCUUAAUGAUGUUGUGCACAUUAAAUAUCACAAUAUGUCUUAGAAACAGCAGCGACUAUUAGCGGUGACUGUGGAGUUAAUUUGGUAUGAUGAAACAUGGUUUCCAAAUUGCUUAGCAUACCCUUUGACCAUUCUUUUUAGUAUUUAACUAAUAAUCCAUCAAUGCAUUUUUUUACAUUCUUGAUGAGAACAUAUGCAAAAUGCCCUUGUGUUUGUACUUAAUAGUUACUCUGAAUUGUUUUUUUUUUUUUUUUAAACACAUGCACACACAUUCUCUUUCUAUAUAUUGUAGCUGUAAAGGAUUUAGGCUAGAACACACCAGCUGGAAUGUUUUUGAUAUAUUCAUGUUGGAUAUAUGUUAUUGUGAAUUAAACAUGGCUGUUCAGUA